AUGAAUGAAUACUACUACACGUACUCCAAACUCCGCCAGGAGUUUGGGCGCCAUUGCUCCUUCAGCCCUACAGAGCCCCGUAUUCUUGGGGUAAUUGACCCUAAUCCGGAGCAAAUGGAACAGCUGAUACCUCAAAACCCCCGCAAUUUUUGUGGCGACACAUUAAUAGAGCUAUCUGAGCACACCGUGAACACGGGCAAUGUCAGUGUCUGCGGCAGGGGGAUGAGGCACGUAGAAGGAGGUUGGCCGAAAGAAGUUGAUCCCACGGACCCGCAAGAAGUAGCCAAGUGGAAAAAACGAGCAGAAAGAGACCCUGCAUUUUUACAGAGCGUUAAACAGCUGACAGCUGACUGCAGCCGCGUGCUACAACAGAACCUCGUGGUUGAUCUUUUUGAAGAUUAUUUUAAAGGCUCAGAGACCUCGAGAGGGAGCGAGCAACGUCUCUACGCGAAAUCAAUUGCCCUUCUUAAGGACAGUCUAGGACAGGGUCAAAGAUCCGUGACAUGCAUUGCCUGGCAUCCUGAAGGUCCCCAGAAGCUUGCUGUCGGUUAUGGCGUGAUGGAGUUCCCGGGACAGCCAGAGUCGCUUCCAACAUCAGCUUUGCUUUGGGACCCGAGCCAUCCAAGCAAUCCGGUAGCGGAGCUAGGAACUUCAAGCCCGGUCGUUUCGUUGGCGUUCAACUCUAAAAUUUCAGAUCUGCUAAUUGGGGGUUGCUACAACGGUGUUGUGUGCUUGUGGGACCUGCGUAAGGGGAUGAAGCCAGUUGAAGUGUCUUGCUCUGGCAGCAGCCACUACGAUCCUGUAUAUGAGGUCGUCUGGACGCAAAGCAAGACGAACAGUGAGUUUGUCUCAGCGUCUACUGACGGCAGAGUCUUAUGGUGGGACUGCAGGAACCUGAAGGAACCGGUUGAAGAGUGCCGCCUCACCCCACCGCCCCAUUCCACUUCAACAGCUAGUGCAGGAUCAUCUCAAGUAGGAAAUGAACAGGAAGAAAGCGAAAAUACAAAACUUUUGGGAGCAAUAUCGCUUGCUUGGUCUCUAGAGGCAGGGCCAACGAAGUUUCUUCUGGGGACUGAGCAGGGUAUUGUACUUAGCCUAAAAACAAGACCGAAACGACCCCCAGAAAUCAAUCAAUGGUUUGGCUGGGAAGAAGGGCAACACUGCGGCACUGUAAGAGCAGUUAGGCGGCAUCCAUUUUAUGGUAAAUACUUUCUGUCAGUUGGCGACUGGACAGCUAAAGUAUGGAUGGAGGAAGUGCGUACCCCGAUUAUCACAACACCAAACCAUCUCGCAUUCCUCACAGAUGGUCAAUGGAGUCCUACACGUCCUGGCUUGUUCAUGGUGACGCGCACUGAUGGCUUCUUGAGCUUUUGGGACUAUUACUACAAGCAGCAAGAGGUCGCGUUCCAGCACAAGGUUGGGACUUCUCCUUUGACUUGCCUUUCUGUUCAUCCACAAGGCGAAAUGGUUGCUGUAGGAGAUGCUGACGGGCGGGUGACUGUGCUGGUCCUGUGCGAAGGACUUUACGUCGCUGCACCUAACGAGAAAGCUGCUGUUUCUUCGAUGCUUGAGCGUGAGGCUAGGCGUGAGAAGAAUAUUGAGGUCACAAAACGGCAAACUGAGUGCAAGAGACAGGAGGAGAAGCCUCAAGCUCGUCCACGCAGUGCUGCUGUUCAAGAAGCUGUUGAAGCCGCCCGCACUGCGUUUUUCAAAUCUAUGGGGAAAGAGUAUGAACCAUCACAAGAAUAG
Messenger RNA from Eimeria tenella, 1749 nucleotides. RefSeq names its product dynein intermediate chain, putative. Gene Ontology annotation, cellular component: outer dynein arm. The transcript has a single exon. Gene Ontology annotation, biological process: outer dynein arm assembly; cilium movement. Bases 1 to 1749 code for a protein of 582 amino acids. The record is from RefSeq and is a predicted model, not a curated record. Lineage: Eukaryota; Apicomplexa; Conoidasida; Eucoccidiorida; Eimeriidae. Gene Ontology annotation, molecular function: dynein light chain binding; dynein heavy chain binding.